This is a messenger RNA of Diachasmimorpha longicaudata, 4775 nucleotides long. It is a transcript of the gene Syp, whose product is annotated as heterogeneous nuclear ribonucleoprotein R. Gene Ontology annotation, cellular component: ribonucleoprotein complex; nucleus. NCBI's taxonomy places the organism in Eukaryota, Metazoa, Arthropoda, Insecta, Hymenoptera, Braconidae. The coding region runs from base 288 to 2360 and encodes 690 amino acids. The transcript is spliced from 13 exons. Gene Ontology annotation, molecular function: mRNA binding. The record is from RefSeq and is a predicted model, not a curated record.
ACAUUCUGCUAAUAGUGUCUCUAGUUUAUCUUGAAUAUUUUCUCGAAAAUUGGUGCCCCGCUCCAUUUCCAUAUCUCUGAAGAACCAAUCACUUCCGAAGAAAUGGCAGUUGAACCACCGCCAUUGCGUUAGCAACGCAUCAUUUUUGUUUCACAAACAAAUCGUUCACUUGUCAGUUGUGGGGAUGAUCGGAAUGCGUUUGGGUUGAAAUUUCUACAAUUCGGAUUCUAAAAGUUAUCAGUGAAAAACCGAUAAAUCUGCCUGGCUUCAAAAUUCAUGUUUUCGGAAUGGAUUUGAAAGACCCGGAGGUGAUGCAGAUCAUUCUGAAGGCUAUGGCAGAGGGAAAUGGGGAACUUAAAAUGGAAGAAAAGCAGUCGAAGGAGGAGAUGGAGUACGUCGAGAGAACUGAGGAUUUUGCUAAGUUGAUUCAGUAUGGACUCGAUGAAAAAGUGGCUGCUAAAUUAGAUGAAAUUUAUAAAACUGGAAAAUUGGCUCACGUUGAUUUGGAUGAGAGAGCCCUCGAUGCCCUUAGAGAAUUUCCUGUUGAGGGGGCACUUAGUGUUCUUACUCAAUUUUUGGAGUCUAAUCUUGAGCAUGUUUCUAAUAAAUCGGCGUAUCUCUGUGGUGUCAUGAAGACUUACAGACAAAAAAGCAGGGCAGGACAGGGCACAGGCACCAGUACAACGCCCAAAGCACCAGAUGAAGACAAAAUUAAGAUGAUACUUGAGAGAACUGGAUACCCACUGGACGUAACAACUGGACAACGAAAAUACGGUGGACCACCCCCAGGUUGGGAGGGCCCCACACCAGGGAAUGGUUGUGAGGUGUUCUGUGGAAAAAUUCCUAAAGACAUGUAUGAAGACGAGCUGAUCCCACUAUUCGAGAAAUGCGGAAAAAUCUGGGAUUUGAGGCUCAUGAUGGACCCCAUGUCUGGCACCAACCGGGGAUACGCUUUCAUAACAUUUACCAAUCGAGAAGCGGCGCAACAAGCAGUGAGAGAGCUCGAUAAUUACGAAAUAAAACCCGGCAAGUGUCUGAAAGUAAACAUUAGCGUUCCUAAUCUACGACUUUUCGUCGGGAACAUACCAAAGUCAAAAGGCAAAGAGGAGAUCUUGGAGGAAUUCGGUAAUUUAACAGCCGGCCUGACCGAGGUGAUUAUCUACAGCUCGCCGGAUGACAAAAAGAAGAACCGAGGAUUCUGCUUUCUCGAGUAUGAAUCCCAUAAAGCAGCAUCAUUGGCGAAAAGAAGACUCAGCACAGGUCGUAUCAAGGUCUGGGGCUGUGAUAUCAUAGUUGACUGGGCUGAUCCCCAGGAGGAACCUGAUGAACAGACAAUGGCUAAAGUUCGAGUUCUCUAUGUAAGAAAUUUGACUCAAGAUUGCUCGGAGGAGAAACUGAAGGAGUGCUUCGAGCAGUUCGGCAAAAUCGAUAGGGUGAAGAAGAUCAAGGAUUAUGCAUUUGUACAUUUUGAAGACAGAGACUGUGCAGUCAAGGCAAUGCGUGAACUUAACGGCAAGGAGAUUGGGGGAUCACAUAUAGAAGUGGCUCUUGCAAAGCCCCCCUUCGACAAGAAGAAGAAAGAAGACAUGCUCAGGGCUAGGGAACGAAGAAUGAUGCAAAUGCUGCAAGGACGUGGCGGGGGCUCUCCGUCACAUCCCAGCAUGAUUGGCGGACCCAUGCCGGUCCGUGGAUCUGGUAGCCAAGGUCCACGUGGUACUGGAGCGGGAAUGAGACCACCCAUGGGCCGCGGGGAUUUCACCAUCAAGGAAAUAGAUUAUGAUUACGAGUAUUACGGUUAUGGGGAUUAUCGAGGUGGCUACAGUGAUCCAUAUUAUGAUGACUAUUAUCGAUACGAAGAUUACUAUUUCGAUUAUGCGCCGCCUCCGCCGCCUGCCAGAGGGAGAGGCAGGCAGCCUCAACCGGCUGGUCGUGGCCGUGGACUGGUGGCCCGUGGCCGAGUAGUCGGUGGCCCCCAAGCCCGUGGCCCAGUCAGGGGGGGACGCAACCCCGCAACAUCAGGGGCCCGUGGGGCCCAGCGGCCAGCCGUUCGUGGGGGGGUCCGCGCCAAGGGAAGUUUACCAGGUGAGGAUGCAGGUAAGCGAAAAUUUGACGGGGGUCACCAGAACCAGGGGGAAUCUAAACGUCGCUUCCAGAGCAGCUGGGGAAACCAGCCCCUCGCCCAACAACCGCUGGGCAAUACGUACGGAUUAGCGAGUGUUAACGGUGGCGGUGGUGGUGGUGGUGGUGGCAGUGGUAGCGGUAUCGUUGGCAGUGGUGUUGGUUUUGUUGACAGAACAACUGGUCCAACUGGUAGCGAUGAACACGAGUGGUAUCAGGACUCGUACAACUCGUGGAGCUAACUUCCGUCUGACAAUGCAAUGCAAAUCGAUUAAAUCACUAUUUCAAUUCAAAUUAAAAAAAAGAAAUGACAAUUGGUAAAACUGGAUUUUUUACGAGGCCUCCAACACCAUUUAUCGAACGACGUAAAGCUCAAUUCGUGAGUUCAUUUUGCGAUAAAAAAAAAAUAAUAAUAAUAAUCCAUCGGCUAUCGUCGGCUGAACUGUAAUAAUUGUAAAUGUAGAUUUUUCCAGGACUCGAUUUACUGAAUAACAAGCGGAUUAAUGGAAAAAUAAUUAGGGCGCAACGCCGAUGCGGAAGAUGUCUUAUUGUAACUUUUUAUGAUUUAAUUUUUAUUUUUCAAUUUUUUUUCAAUUGCAAUUAUCACCACACCACCGUCAUUCGCGUCGCGCCGAUAUAAUGAAUGAAGUUGUUGUGAUUUUAAUGAUGAAAAAUGUACAGUGAUGUGCCACUGGGACUAGUUAUUAUUACAUCGGAGUGACCACCCAUCCACCCCGUACUAUUAAUUAAUAAUGUUAAUUGUAAUUGUAAUCGUUAAGGUUUAACCACUACUGCAUUGUCACAUUGUUUACUGCCAAGCGAUUGAGUGAUUUUUUUGGGGAAAAAUUGUGGGACUACGUGAGAUUGGAGUUACGAGCGAUUAAAAUUAUUAUGAAAAUUUAGGGGGCUUACGAGUUGAAUGAAAAAAAUAAUUAAAAUUACAAAAAAAAAAUGUUUAUUAUUAUUAGUUCGAGAUGAAUUAGAAAAAUUAACGUUGAAAAAAUUAUGUUUGGAUACUUGUGAUGCUCGUAUUUAAUUAAGUGGUUAUGAGAGUCUGUGGUUGUAACGGCUAUGGCGAGUAGAUUUUUUUUUUUCCUGUUUAAAACGUUUUUUUCUCUUUCAUUGUUUCAUUUUUUUCAUUAAUAAAAGAAUAAUAAAGAAUAAGAAACGAAAAGACUACUCGUAGCGAGGAUAAGUGGCUGGUUGAGGACUGAAAGAUGAUUAAAAAAAAUUGAUAGGAAUGUUUUAGGAUGUGUGUGGCGUAUGUCAAGAGCUUUUGAAAUUUAUAAGAGUGUGUGAGUGGAAAGACAAUUGGGACGAUGGAAUUUCGAUGGUUUUUAGAGCUAGUUGGGGAGAAAAAAAAAUUCUGAAAAAGGGAAAAAAAAUUUGAUUAUUAGUUAAGGAAUUAAUAAAUUCAGAUGUGUGGUAUCCUCCUGUGUGUUCAUGUAUGCGUGAGGAUUGGUAAGCGCCUAGACUUUCUAUUGUUGGUCUAUAAUGUGUACAGUCAGUGAAACUAUUAUUAUUAAGGGUCAGGCAAAAUGAUUGAUCAGGGCGAUCAUUCUGUGUCCCCUGAGUUGAUGGUGUUCUUCAAAAAAAAAAAAUUUUCCAUUUUUUUUUCUUUUUUUUUUGGUUGAGUUUUUUGGAUCAUUGAUUCUGAUGUUAUCCGAAUCAAUGGUAUAAUUGUGAUCGAAUUGGGGGUCGAGAUUAAGACUUAAAUAUUGCUCACGAUAAUGAGACUAAAUUAAAUUGAAGGAAGAGAAGAAAAAUGUGAAUUAUCCCUCGAGGAUAUCCAUUAGUAUAUUAGAAAAAUCAUUCGAUUGAUUCAAUUUAUGAAUUAUUGAUGAGAGAUGAGAAAAAUUUUUAUGAAUAACUCGUAUCUAAAUUCUAUAACUGUAUUUUCUUUACAGCAUUUUUCUACAAAAUGCUAUUUAUCAUCUCCCUCCAGUAAUCAAUUGGAAUAGUUAAUAAUAAUGGAGGUGAGAGUUGAAUUUCUCAUAAUUGAGAUGAUUUUUUAAAAUGGCGUGACUAUUGCGCCGGAAAAAAUUUGCUUUUUUUCUUUCUUUCUUCGUAUUUAGAAAAUACAAUUGACACUCGACUGGCUGCCGAAUUGAUAAUGAUAGUUAACAGAUUCGAUGAAUUGAGAGAUUUGAUAAAUCAUAAUGAUUACGUAGUAGAUCAUAAACGGGAUAAUGCAUGAAACAACACGGGGUAAAACGAUAAUUAAAAAUGUGGAAGGAGAAAAAAAAAGAAAAAAAAUGUGAGAGAGAAAACACACAAGCACACGACUUUUUGAGUGUUGAGACUCGUUGUUAUUGUUAGCCUGUUAGUUAAUUAGUAAGAGUUGUAAGUACGGGUUGUAAGUUGGUCCCUGUCCCUGGAGCCCAGACAUCCCCCCUGUUCUGGAGAUUUAAAUAAUUCAAAUGAAAGAAUGCAAAUUAACACGAUGAAAAAUAUCUAAAAAAUAUUAACUGCAAAUUUAAGAAAAAAAAACAUAACGAGAUGAAUCAUUUUUUAAUGAGAAUCAUUAAUAAUCACUAAUAAAUAUAUUGAGAAUGGAACAAAAAAAAUACAAAACUAACAGAUUUCAAGUAGAAAAUGUAGACAUUUUACGUAUGCAUAAACACAUGCGCACCCACUGACAAAAAAAAAAAACAAAA